UGGAUUCAAUAAUGUACAGUGGUACACUAAAUGUGACUCUGAAUGGACACACGUGUCAAAGGUGGGACAGUCAACAACCACACGAACAUGUACGAAACACGACGCAUUUCUUUCCGAACGACGCGUCAGUGUUUGAUGCACACAACUAUUGCAGAGGUGCUGGAGAGUCGGAUGAACUUUGGUGUUACACCACAAAUGAAAUGGAGCGAUGGGACUAUUGUAUUAGUCCGAACGAUACUUGCCAGGAUUCAGACGUUGGUGCGCUAUCUUGUUCAUAUUUGCCAUUUGGUAAGAAUUCUACACAUUGUCCAAACAACACAUUAAACUACUACUGCGAGGACGGUUUUGGUGAAGGUAAUUCAGUCUAUGUUAGCAUUUACUAUGAGCUUGAGUGUACACGGUACAGCUGCUGUGUACCUUGGCUAAGUACAAUAUUGACUUCUUCCAAAGGCGAGUCCGUUGCAACACAGGCGUCUGACAACAUUGACAACAUAUCAACCAUAUUUCCAGAAGAAGACAGUUCAACAACAUCUGUUAUUGAGAUCACAACGCCAAUGUCAAGUGGAAUAUGUUCGACAUCAAAUUUCAAUAUGUAUAUGCUACUAUUUGUGCUAUCAAUUUUGCUGUUGCCUUAACAUUUAUAUCAAAACUUUUCUGCCAACUGCAUCACAACCAAACCGUUCAAUUAUAAAUCUUAAAUAAAUGUCAUUCCUGAAUAUCAAAUUUAUUAUAAUAUAAAGAUACAUUUAAUGACGUAACAAACAAGACAUAUCCUUCGAUCAUC
Ruditapes philippinarum (Manila clam) is the source of this 784-nucleotide messenger RNA. Its product is annotated as plasminogen-like. Gene Ontology annotation, molecular function: signaling receptor binding; endopeptidase activity. The transcript is spliced from 3 exons. NCBI's taxonomy places the organism in Eukaryota, Metazoa, Mollusca, Bivalvia, Venerida, Veneridae. Bases 12 to 635 code for a protein of 207 amino acids. The record is from RefSeq and is a predicted model, not a curated record.